Messenger RNA from Echinops telfairi (small Madagascar hedgehog), 1902 nucleotides. It is a transcript of the gene RAB40C, whose product is annotated as RAB40C, member RAS oncogene family. Gene Ontology annotation, biological process: intracellular signal transduction; protein localization to plasma membrane. NCBI's taxonomy places the organism in Eukaryota, Metazoa, Chordata, Mammalia, Afrosoricida, Tenrecidae. Gene Ontology annotation, cellular component: plasma membrane; synaptic vesicle; endosome. The record is from RefSeq and is a predicted model, not a curated record. Gene Ontology annotation, molecular function: GTPase activity; GTP binding.
CACGCCAGCCGGGGCCGCCCGCGGAGCAUGCGGGCCGGGCCCGCGCGCCCAUGAGACGAGAAUGGGGACGCAGGGCAGCCCGGUGAAGAGCUACGACUACCUGCUCAAGUUUCUGCUGGUGGGCGAUAGCGACGUGGGCAAGGGCGAGAUCCUGGAGAGCCUGCAGGACGGCGCCUCCGAGUCGCCCUACGCUUACAGCAACGGCAUUGACUACAAAACCACCACCAUCCUGCUGGACGGCCGCCGAGUGAAGCUGGAGCUCUGGGACACCUCGGGCCAGGGCAGAUUCUGCACCAUCUUCAGGUCCUACUCCCGCGGCGCGCAGGGCAUCCUCCUAGUGUACGACAUCACUAACCGCUGGUCCUUUGACGGCAUCGACCGGUGGAUCAGGGAGAUUGAUGAGCACGCACCCGGGGUCCCCCGGAUCCUGGUGGGGAACCGGCUGCACCUGGCCUUCAAGCGGCAGGUGCCCACAGAGCAGGCGCGCGCCUACGCCGAGAAGAACUGCAUGACCUUCUUUGAGGUCAGCCCGCUGUGCAACUUCAACGUGACCGAGUCCUUCACGGAGCUCUCGCGCAUCGUGCUCAUGCGCCACGGCAUGGAGAAGAUCUGGAGGCCCAACCGAGUGUUCAGUCUGCAGGACCUGUGCUGCCGUGCCAUCGUGUCCUGUACGCCGGUCCACCUCAUCGACAAGCUCCCGCUGCCCGUCACCAUUAAGAGCCACCUCAAGUCCUUCUCCAUGGCCAACGGCAUGAACGCCGUCAUGAUGCACGGCCGCUCCUACUCGCUGGCGGGCGGGGGCGGGGGCGGGGGCAGCAAGGGCAGCAGCCUCAAACGCUCCCGCUCUUCCGCCCCUCCCAGAGCCUCCCCCCAGAACUGCUCCCGCAGCAACUGUAAGAUCUAGGGACGGCUCGGCAGGGUCAGCAGCGCUGGUUGGCACAGGCAAAGUGGGGGCGCCCAGCGGGCCCCGGCUGCUGUCUCUCAGAAACAUGUGGCCUAGUUAUGUACAUUUUUAAGGGGUGUCAGGGAGGCCAGGGGUGGCUGUGUCCACCAUGAGGACCUACUGUGGACAGUUGGGAGCCGGAAGCCCAGAUGGAAGAUGGGACUUCGGACUUGUUUUGUGUCCACAUCGCAGGGCACAGGGCCUGCCCAGACCCAGUGGGAGCUAUGAGGGAGGGGGUCGCCCUCAGCUGGGCCAGAGUCAGUCAGCUGACCCCAGCGUGGGCCCCAGCCAGCAUUCAGGCAACACUGUGUGCCUGCCUGUUCCAAUCCCAUGGUGGCCAUUCCCAAGAGGCUGUGGCACCUUACCCCUAGUGCCAGCGCACCCCUGCCCCUCCCUGUCACUCCCCCUGGAGCAAGAGGCGGAGUGCGCACUGCAGGUGGAUGCAGGGUUCCGGGUGCCAUCAACUGUGGGACCCUCCAGGCAGCAGCCGCUGUCCAGACUCUGGUACACCGUGACCACCCCUCUCCACAGGGUUACCCACAGAGCGGCCUCUGCUCUGGGGGAGGGGAGGGCAGGUCAGGCACGCUGCUGGAGGCCCAGCUGGACCUGCCUCUCCCCCUUGUCCCCCUCGCUGGGCAACAUGAUGGUCACACUGGUGCUCAACUCUACCUCCUGCCUUGUGCCCCUUGCCUGUCUGGGACAUUUUGGGUGGCUGAGCCUUGCUGGCCUGUGGACCUAUCCCUAGGCUUCCACCCUGCUCGCCCUGCAGGCCCCUUCCUGGGAGUUAGUUGGGCAGAACCCCUCGCAGCCGCACUUGCAUUGACACUACCUUCGCGGCUGCUGGCAUGGCCAUGCCUAUGUCUUCUCCCCACGAACCAUUUCUAUUUCUUUGUACAGUAAAUGUAAGUCGACGGUGACACUGCUUCCUUUGUGUAAAUUAAAGUCUGGUUUUAAAUCUC